This is a messenger RNA of Colletotrichum phormii, 1875 nucleotides long. Its product is annotated as AMP-binding enzyme. The transcript has 9 exons. The record is from RefSeq and is a predicted model, not a curated record. Bases 1 to 1875 code for a protein of 624 amino acids. Gene Ontology annotation, biological process: long-chain fatty acid import into cell; very long-chain fatty acid metabolic process. Gene Ontology annotation, cellular component: peroxisome; lipid droplet; cytoplasmic side of plasma membrane. Lineage: Eukaryota; Fungi; Ascomycota; Sordariomycetes; Glomerellales; Glomerellaceae. Gene Ontology annotation, molecular function: very long-chain fatty acid-CoA ligase activity; long-chain fatty acid transmembrane transporter activity; long-chain fatty acid-CoA ligase activity.
AUGGCACUAGUCACUGCUGCAGCGCUGGCCGGCAGCAUGGCCUCCAGCAUGUACGUAGAUGCCAAAUACCACAUCUCCAAGGACUUCAAGGCCAUCAGAGGUCGACGAACGAUGACGAAAUUUGUUGAAAACUCGAUCAAGAACAGCCGUGUUUCUCCCUAUUACUUCUUCGAAGAAGCGGUCCAGAAGCAUCCGUACGAUGAAGCCAUCUGGACACGAAGCGGCAGCGUGUCGUGGAAGUUGGCCUACGACCGAGUGAACCAGUAUGCACAGAUGUUCUUGUCGCAAGGGGUCAGGCCUGGGGACUUUGUUGCGUUUCUCAUGCAAAACUCGCCCGACUUUGCGUUCGCCUGGGUUGGACUGCUUGCCAUUGGCGCGGCGCCCGCCAUGAUUAACUACAACCUCGUGGGUAAAGCCCUUCUCGGCUGCAUUGAAAUCAGCACCGCCAAGCUCGUAGUCGUGGACGGAAGCCCCGAGAUUGCCGCCAAGUACAACGACGUUCAGACCGAGUUGGACCUCAAAGGCGUCAAAGUCGUCAACAUUGGGGAGGAGAGGGAAAGAAUAUACCAGAUGGACCCCAUUCGACCGAGAGACGAGCUCAGGAAGAAAUUGACGCCAGCUGAUGCAAUGGCCAUGUUCUACACAAGUGGGACUACCGGCCUACCAAAGGCCGUCAUCAUGCCUGCCGCUGCGGCGGGUGGCCUUGCGUUGUCGAAUGACCUUGGUUUGCAUCCGACAAACGGCAGGAACGAGAGAUGCUACAUUUGCAUGCCGUACUAUCACGGGACUGGCGGUAUUACCAUGAUAUCCCAGAUUUUGUCCGGUUCCACAGUCUGCAUGGCGCCCAAGUUUAGUGUCUCGAACUUCUGGCAAGAUGUCCGUGACUCCCACGCGACUUGGUUCGUCUACGUUGGAGAGACUCUUCGAUACCUCUUGGCCUCGCCGCCCUCGCCGCGCGACAAAGACCACAAUAUCCAUGCCGUCUUUGGCAACGGCUGCCGACCCGAUGUAUGGAAACGCUUCCAAGAGAGGUUCGGCAUCGACACGGUCUGCGAGUUCUACAACAGCACCGAGGGCGCAUUAGGGCUUCGCAACCUCUCUCGGGGAGACUUCUUCGCGAAUGCUCUUGGUCACCACGGGCUUCUGCUCCGACUCAAGUACAGAAACAUGGUGGUACCUGUAGAGAUUGAUGCGGAGACCGGUAACAUCAAGCGAGAUCCAAAGACUGGGCUCGCCUUGCGCGCAUCAUAUGAGGUCGGUGGAGAGAUCCUGGUUGAGCAUCCAGGAGAACGAGCGUUCCCGGGCUACUUCAACAACGAGGACGCCACCAACAAGAAGUUCGUCCGCGAUAUCCUGAAGAAGGGAGAUUGCUUCUACCGGACCGGAGACUCAUUACGGCGCGAUACUGAAGGCAGAUGGUUCUUCCUUGACCGUCUAGGUGACACGUAUCGCUGGAAAGGAGAGAACGUCUCGACUGCGGAAGUCUCAGAGGUCCUUGGCAGCUAUCCGGGCGUCAAUGAGGCAGUCGUCUACGGCGUCCAGCUUUCCGGCCAUGAUGGCAAGGCUGGCGCGGCAGCCCUCGACAUCGCUGCGGACCAGAAGGGGUCUUUCAACUAUACCGACUUCCUCAGUUUCGCCCGAUCAAAGCUGCCAAGAUACGCCGUGCCAGUCUUCAUCCGACUCUUGAAUGAGGGAACGGCGACGCACAAUAACAAACAGAACAAGGUACCGCUGAAGAAUGAGGGCGUUGAUCCAAGCAAGAUCCAAGGUGGUGAUCAACUGUUGUGGAUCGAGAAACACGGGAAAGGCAACACAUAUGUGCCAUUCACUCAGGAUGACUGGAACAACCUCGGUAUGGGGAAGGCUAAGCUGUAA